AUGGCUGCGCCGCGUCCCCCGGCGCCUGAAAUCCACCGCGCGGUGAAUCUGCUCAUUGACAGCCUCGUCAAUAUCAAAGAUGAGACUGGGCGAUUUCCACUCUACCUCCCUGACGGUCGUGUUAUUGAUACAAAAUCUUGGGCUGGUUGGGAAUGGACUCACGGCAUUGGCCUGUAUGGCGUUUGGAAGUACUACGAGAUGACCGGCGAUGAGAAGCUGUUGAAGAUCAUUGAGGACUGGUUUGCCGCGCGAUUCGCGGAAGGAGGCACCACUAAGAACAUCAACACCAUGGCCGUCUUUCUCACUCUUGCUUAUGUCUAUGAAAAGACCGGCAAUGUCACCUAUCUCCCCUGGCUGGAUGCUUGGGCUGAGUGGGCAAUGCACGAAUUACCGCGCACCCGCUACGGCGGCAUGCAACAUGUCACUUAUAUUACGGAGAACUACCAGCAACUCUGGGACGAUACACUGAUGAUGACCGUCAUGCCGCUGGCGAAGAUUGGAAAACUGCUCAAUAGGCCCGAGUAUGUCGCCGAGGCGAAGAAGCAAUUCCUCACCCAUAUCAAGUACCUCUUCGAUACGAAGACUGGCCUGUUCUACCACGGCUGGACUUUUGAGGACGGUGGUCAUAACUUUGCGAAUGCACGCUGGGCUCGCGGGAACAGUUGGGUGAGCAUUGCGAUUCCGGAAAUCAUCGAGCUGCUCGGGCUGGAGUCUACCGAUCCUAUCCGUUUGCACCUCAUUGAAACACUAGAAGCGCAAUGCGAGGCUCUUCGGCGCGUACAGUCAGAGUCUGGUGGCUGGCACACUCUCCUGGAUCACCCGGACUCAUACCUGGAGGCCUCCGCGACUGCUGGCUUUGCCUAUGGUCUUCUCAAGGCGGUUCGGAAGAGGUACAUUGGCGCAAAGUACAAGGCGGUCGCUGAAAAGGCCAUUGCGGCGGUAAUGAAGGACAUUGAUCAGAAUGGUGAGCUGCACAACACCAGUUUUGGAACAGGAAUGGGUGAUAGUCUCCAAUUCUACAAGGACAUCCCCCUCACCUCCAUGCCAUAUGGACAGGCGAUGGCCAUCAUGGCGCUAGGAGAAUACUUGUGGACCUAUCUAUAG
Molecule: messenger RNA, 1104 nt
Organism: Penicillium maclennaniae
Lineage: Eukaryota; Fungi; Ascomycota; Eurotiomycetes; Eurotiales; Aspergillaceae
Product: glycoside hydrolase family 88/105 protein
Exons: 1
Coding region: 1-1104 (367 amino acids)
Biological process (GO): carbohydrate metabolic process
Source: RefSeq, a predicted model, not a curated record